GACCUUAAUCACUUUCAACAUAUCAAUCCAAAAGAUUUUGUUUAUUAGUUGUUGAGGGGGAUCCAUAAGUUGAGAAGACCUUAAGCACUUUAACAAAUCAAUCCAAAUUGAAGUGCUUUGAUUUGCAAAGCAAAAAUACCACAAAGUCGUAUGAUGAAAUUGAUCACAGCUUAUCUGGAUCAAAUUAUGUUUCUAAUUGACGAAACGCCCUAUUUUCCAUUUUUCACUUCUCUCCUUGUCUGCAUCCUGGUGAUUUUUUGGAAGCGAUCCAGAGCCGGAGGCCUAAAGUCACCCCCCGGGCCAUGGAAGCUGCCUGUUAUUGGAAACUUGCACCAGAUGGUCGGUCCGUUGCCACACCACACACUGGGAGACUUGGCCAAGAAGCAUGGACCCGUCAUGUACCUUAAACUGGGUCAAUUAGACGCCGUGAUUAUUUCAUCUGCCAAAGCUGCCCAGGAGGUGUUGAAGACACAUGAGCUUACAUUUGCGCAGAGGCCUAUGGUUUUGGCAGCAGAGGUUAUGUCUUUUGGUCAAGCAAGUAUUUUCUUUGCUCGUUAUGGAGAUUUAUGGAGAUCGCUGAGAAAGAUUUGUAUGUUCGAGCUUCUGAGCGCCAAACGUGUGCAGUCUUUCGGAUCCGUAAGAGAAGAAGAGGUAUGGAAUCUUGUUGAGACCAUUGGCUCAAUGUCUCACAAGGGACUUGCCAUCAAUUUUAGGGACAGGUGCUGCAGCUUCACAAACGACGUAGUGUCAAAGGCAGCAUUUGGGAAAAAAUGCAAAGACCAAAAGGAGUUCCUUUCCCUUCUUGACGAAGUAAUCAAACUUGGUAGUGGGUUUGAUAUUCCUGAUUUGUUUCCUUCACUCAGUUUUCUUGGGUUCAUUACUGGGUCGAUCCCUGCUCUCAAAGACAUAAAAAGAAAGAUCGGUAUGAUUCUCGAAAAUAUCAUCAACGAUCAUAAAAUCAAAAGAUCCAAAAAGGACUUGAUGAUCAGUGGUACUAGUACCACUACAGCAGGCAAGGACAAAGCAGAGGAGGAGGAAGAAGAUUUUGUUGACGUACUUCUAAAACUUAAAGAAUCCAACAAGGUGGAGUAUAAUUUCACAACCAAUCAGAUCAAAGAUAUCAUUAUGGACAUCUUCUCUGCAGGAAGCGAGACUUCAGCUACUACCUUAGAAUGGGCAAUGUCAGAGUUGAUGAGAAACCCAAGAAUCAUGAAGAGGGCUCAAGCUGAAGUGAGACAGUCAGUCCUCCAAUUUGAAGGGAAAAAAAGAAAAGUUAUUGAAGAAAGAGAUGUUAAAAAAAUGGACUACUUGAAAUCGGUGGUGAAAGAAACUCUGAGGUUACACGCCCCAGGCCCUUUGCUCCCAAGAGAAGCAAGGGACACGGUUCAAAUUGGCGGAUUCAAAGUACCAGUUAAAUCAAAACUAAUUAUUAAUGUAUGGGCAAUAGGAAGAGACCCGGAGAUAUGGGGGGCAGAUGCUGAGUGUUUUAAGCCAGAGAGGUUUCAUGGCUCUUCUGUUGACUUUAAGGGUUUUGACUUUGAGUUCACUCCGUUUGGGGCCGGCAGAAGAAUAUGUCCAGGCAUGUCAUUUGGUGUUAACAUGAUUGAACUUGCUCUUGCUGAAUUGCUCUACCGCUUCGAUUGGAAACUGGCAAAUGGGAUGAAUCCAGACGAACUUGACAUGAGAGAGAGCUUUGGACUGAGCUGUAGGAAAAAGAAUGCUUUGUACGUAAUCGCCACCCCACAUUUUACUUCACUCGGCGAGUCAGAUUGACUCGGCGUUUUGUUGCCAUGAACGGCCAACAAACCAGCUCCAUUCUGGUUUAUCAGGUAUCAAUUGUUCAUUCACUUCUGUAUUCCCUCUUUUACAGGCUAAAACACGUUUUCAGUCCCAUCAGUCUUCGCAAUGUCCCACUUUCGUUCCCAUAUUUUCGAGUGCGAUGAUUUUCAUCCCUGCAGUUUGCAGAUUGUCUAAAUCUAAGGCUUUAGCGCGCUCUUCCGGUCUUUUCAAUUAUUACUUGCUUAAUAAGGCAUGAUUAAUGUAUAAUAUGUAUCCCUAAGAUGUAAACUUGUUAUUCAGAUCAAUAAUAUAUGUACUUGUGUGUGUUCUUUUGGUGAA
Messenger RNA from Malus domestica (apple), 2118 nucleotides. NCBI's taxonomy places the organism in Eukaryota, Viridiplantae, Streptophyta, Magnoliopsida, Rosales, Rosaceae. The record is from RefSeq and is a predicted model, not a curated record.